ACCCAUCGGAAAAUUGGUUCACACCACUUUGUCAAAAACGAGUUCCAACACUGUAUUCCUGAAGAAAGGUCGUGGUGAAGGCGAGGAACCCUUUGAGUUCAAAACAGAUGAAGGUAAACUACGGUUCUAAAAGUAUCUUCAAAACUUUCUGUGGGAUGCUCCGGACUUUAUCGAUGUAACUCAUUUCCUAGAUGCUUAAACAGAGAAAGUGAUCGAUGGACUUGAUAGAGCUGUGAUGAAGAUGAAGAAGCAAGCAAAAGCAUUGAAAGUGGCUUGCAAUCUGAAUGAUGCAGCCUGCAAACUGAAGUUGCAAGACUACAAGCAGCUAUGCACAAAGGUGUUAGAACUGGAAAGCGCCAAUGUGAAAGCCCUAUACAGGAGAGCGCAAGCUUACAUGGAGUUAGCUGAUUUUGACUUGGCUGAGUUUGAUGUCAAGAAGGCCCUUGAAAUUGAUCCCAACAACAGGGAAGUGAAGGUGGAGCAGAGACGGUUGAAGGAGAAAAUGAAGGAGUUCAACAAAAAGGAGGCCAAGUUUUUACGGGAACAUGUUUGCGAAGCUAAAUGUAAGUAUCUCUAGUUUUAGGUGAAACAUGUUCGUUGAUUUUAUGCAGUUAUAAUGGAUAACCAAAUCUUCUUUUUGGGGUGGGAAUAUGCAGGAGUGAUAGCAUCAUGGCGGGAGAAGAAUGGUCUACUUUAGAUGUUUUUAUCUUUCUUAAUUUCGAUUUUUAACUUGGGUUUUAGAUAGACUUCUCGAAGUGUUGUUGUUCUCAAGAUAUUUUGCCUGUACUUGCGUGAUUAAAUUCAUCAGGCAAAAAGAUGAGUCUUGGAUGGACUAAGAAUCUUUCUAGUUAAAUAGUUUUAGUGGUAUUUUUGUUUUGCAGAAUUGCAACUUUUCUUGCAAAAUAUUUCAGGCUCCUUUUCCCGUAACUCUUCAACGUGUUCUUACUACUGAGGUCAAACCAAAGAUAAUUUAUGUGAUGAAGCGCUUUUGUUCAAACCGUCCUAUUUCAAUUGCUGUGACCAUUGAAGAAUAACAAAUGUCAGCGACUGAAGCUUAGUAUUGCGCGUGGUGAUACGGUACGUCACCUCACGGCACGCUCAGUUGCUUUCAUUGUGGAAUUUGGCAGUUUAAUAAGCAUUAAUCAUCAUCGUUGGCUGCUUCCGAUGAUACUGGACGUUAAAAUAGUUUACAAUGGAUGUGAAUGGUUAAUCAAAGAAUAACUUCGAGCUGAUUCUUGUAUAUUCUUGAUGAUAUGGAGGGCGUGCUUUACAUCUUGUCUUCAACCAAAAAUAUCACAAUGCAACAACUUUAUUUGUUCGCGUUGGUUGGUGGGAAAGUUUAUAACUUCACAGUCUUCACUAUUCAGGAUGGUGCCAUAAUCUGAUAGAAAAAGAGGCAGUAGAAAAUCUUCGCUAUAUGAAUAUCUUGCUUCGCAUAAAUUGACAAUUUAUAUACCUUGACGUACUAUUUAUUGCUAAGUGAUAUUCCGUUACUAAUAGAUAAAUAAAUAUCUGAAUAAUGUUUUGGCCUAAUAAACUAAAAACUCUAUCUCUUUCUUUCAAUCAAUGACGUUUAAAAUGAAUGGAGAGAAUACAAGAUUUAUACUAUUCGCAACAGCGCUUUCACGUUAAAAGUUGUAACAGUUAAUAUCGAUACUACCCUUAAUGAAUAAUUAAAUUUAUUAAUAUAUAAUUAUAUAUAACUAUAAUAAUCAAUCAGUUAACCACAAAAACGUGUUUAAAAUAAUAUAUUCAUGUUUAUCCUUAAUGGUUACUCAAAAAGAAGAAAUUAAACCAAUGAUAAAAUAUUGUAUUAUUAUACCUUAGUUUAAUUUGGUUGGAUGCAAUACAUUCAUAUAUUAUAAUAAAUUAAUGAUCUUUUCACGUACUGAAAUAUAAUAGAAAGAGAUUUCAUGUUUUUCACAAUUUUUUAGUAAACAAAAACCAUUAUAACGAUCAUGUAUGCAUGUAUCACUAAUUUUUUUUAAAAAUAAUUAUAUCUUAGUACCUAUUUUCUUUUACAAAAUUUUAAAGUAUAUGAAAUAGUAAAAUAAGUAUGCCACAAAAUAUCAUUAUUCCAAUUAAUGUUUUAGCUUUUUAUUAUAUAUUUUUAUUUCUGUUUUAAUUUUAUUUUGAUUUUGUGUUUUUUGAAAUUUUAAAAAAGGUUUACCUCUAUAGUUUAUUUAUUUGCGUGUAAUGUGUGUAUAUGGUUAUGCUCUCAUAUUUUAAAAAGAGGAAGAUGAAACAAAAUCUGAUAAAAAGAGUUGAACAAAAUUAAGUGAUUAACAAAAACAAUUUAUGAUUGUGGUCUUUAAACUUAUAACAUAUAUCUAAUAUUUCGUAGAAAAAGUUAAGUCUACAACCGCAGGAAAAACACCUAAUUAAUUAUAUAUAUUCUCGUCUUUGGAACUUAUAUGGUAUACUAUUAUAUAUAUUUUAUUACUCAAUAAUAUAAAAGUAUAUAUUAAGUUACAUAUACUAUGUAUUAUCAUAUAUUAUGUAAUUAUCCUAUGUAUCAUAUAGUAUGUAAAUAUCCUUUUAACUAUGGUAAAAACUCUAUAAAUUAAUAAAUCGUUAAAUUAAUACUUUUUUUGGUUUCGAAUUGAGCCGGUUCAAAAUAUAAUACAAAUAAAUAAAAUAGUAAGAUAAUUUUUUUUUGAAAAAUCAUAUGUAAAUAUAUAGUCCUAUUAAAUCAUAAAUUAAUAAUUUAUAUAUAAGGUUUAUGUAAAUAGAACUAAACAUUGUAUUAUUUAUUUUAUAUUCACAGUGAAGCUCAUCGCUUAACCUUUAAUAUAUUUUGAUAUAAUUUAGUAAAAUUAUAUCUAAAACUGCAUUUAACUUCUAUGAAACAUAUAUAUUUCUCAUACACCAAAUAGUAUAACAAAAACAAUAUAAAAGUCAAAUUUCUAAAAUUUAAUUAAUAUAUGUAAUACAUAAUCAAAAAUGCUUCUUAAUUUUUCAAAAAACAAUAUUCUAAAAAUAGAAAAAUCUAAAAUAGAAACUUUUUGUAAAUUAACGACUCUACAAAUUAAUAAAAUUUUAUAUCAAUAACUCUACAAAUGUAUUAAUUUUUAAUUGUAAGUUAGUUACUUUGGUAUUCAAUAAGAGCUUUAUUAAUGAUAAUAAACAAGGAAACAGCGUAUAUAUAAAAAAUUAAAGAUUUGUGUAACCAAAUUGUGGAAGAUGUGAUGAGCAAAAAGUUAAAAUAAUUUUUAUACAAGUUUUAAUUCUCAAACUAACAUUCUAAAAGAUAUGUCUCUCAUCAAAUAUAUUUUUUAUGAUAUGCCAGUCUGGAACACCUCUUUUAUCAAAGAUAUUCUUACUAUAUUUUUUCGAAAAAGAUGUUCUUCUAUCUUACUAUGCAUUUUAGAAAAAUUGAGUCCAUGAAGACAUGGAUUUGCUAUUAUAAACAUCAUCAUAUUAGAUUUCCCUUAUUUCUAAUUUAUUUUUAUAAAGUUGUAACUAUCGUAUAAAACUAAAUAAUGAAAAGCAGAAUGCUUAUAUAUAGAAAAAAAUAUUAAACAAAAAUAUAAAUCGGUAUUAGUUAAAAUUUAAUUGACCAUUUCCUUAUUCAUAUAUAAGAUAGUCUUAUUACAUUUUUAAAUAUCUAUAUAUUUUUAUAGGGUUAAAAGAAGGAAAAUAGAUUCUGAAUUUUCAUAAUAAAAAUAUUUUUUUUUGUAUUUUGUGAAAACUUUUUUCAUGUAUAAAAUGUUUAAAUUUUAAUUCAUUCUAAAUUUUUAGAAUACAUGAACAAUUAUUUAUAUUAAAUAUUUUUGAUUGAUUUAUUUUCUUUUGUCAAUAAUUGAUUGUGAGAUGAUUAUUCCGCAAACCUAAAAAUUAAAAAUUAAUCUAAAUUUUUAUUUUUUAGAUAAAUGAUUAAAGUUAAUAAAUAAAAUUAUCCAAAACCUAAAAAUAUAUUUUAAGUUAAAAAAGAUAAAAUUUAUAUGAUUAGAUAAAUGAUUAAAGUAAUAAUAAAAAUUAUCCAA
Molecule: messenger RNA, 3986 nt
Organism: Brassica napus (rape)
Lineage: Eukaryota; Viridiplantae; Streptophyta; Magnoliopsida; Brassicales; Brassicaceae
Product: peptidyl-prolyl cis-trans isomerase FKBP62
Exons: 3
Coding region: 236-577 (113 amino acids)
Molecular function (GO): protein binding
Source: RefSeq, a predicted model, not a curated record